Nestor notabilis (Kea) is the source of this 1228-nucleotide messenger RNA. It is a transcript of the gene CAPZA1, whose product is annotated as capping protein (actin filament) muscle Z-line, alpha 1. The transcript is spliced from 9 exons. Gene Ontology annotation, cellular component: actin cortical patch; F-actin capping protein complex. Gene Ontology annotation, molecular function: actin filament binding. Gene Ontology annotation, biological process: actin cytoskeleton organization; barbed-end actin filament capping. The annotation marks the transcript as partial. The record is from RefSeq and is a predicted model, not a curated record. NCBI's taxonomy places the organism in Eukaryota, Metazoa, Chordata, Aves, Psittaciformes, Psittacidae.
GUGCGUAUAGCUGCAAAAUUCAUCACUCAUGCACCCCCUGGGGAAUUCAAUGAAGUGUUCAAUGAUGUCCGGUUACUGCUCAGCAAUGACAAUCUUCUCAGGGAAGGAGCAGCACAUGCAUUUGCACAGUAUAACAUGGAUCAGUUCACUCCGGUGAAGAUAGAAGGGUAUGAUGAUCAGGUCUUAAUCACAGAACAUGGUGAUCUGGGCAAUGGCAGGUUUUUAGACCCAAGAAACAAGCUUUCUUUUAAGUUUGAUCAUCUAAGGAAAGAAGCAAGUGACCCCCAGCCUGAGGACACAGAAUCGGCUUUAAAGCAAUGGAGAGAUGCCUGUGACAGUGCAUUGAGAGCUUAUGUGAAAGAUCAUUACCCCAAUGGCUUCUGUACUGUUUAUGGUAAAUCUAUAGAUGGACAGCAGACAAUUAUUGCCUGUAUUGAGAGCCACCAGUUCCAGCCUAAAAACUUCUGGAACGGUCGUUGGAGAUCAGAAUGGAAGUUUACCAUCACACCACCAAUGGCUCAAGUGGCUGCAGUGCUCAAAAUCCAGGUUCACUAUUACGAAGAUGGCAAUGUUCAACUGGUUAGUCAUAAAGAUAUCCAGGACUCCGUACAGGUUUCAAGUGAUGUCCAGACAGCCAAGGAAUUUAUUAAGAUAAUAGAAAAUGCAGAGAACGAGUACCAGACAGCAAUCAGUGAAAACUACCAGACGAUGUCAGACACCACUUUCAAAGCCUUGCGCCGGCAGCUUCCUGUCACCCGCACCAAGAUCGACUGGAACAAAAUCCUCAGCUACAAGAUUGGCAAAGAGAUGCAGAACGCUUAAAGUGGGAAUGGGGAGAUGAGGAAAUGUUUGUGUGCAAAAAACAAAUGUGGUCCUAUGCCAAGUAGAUGGUUUCUAAACCAGUGCAGCAUUUUUCUAGGGCUUUCAAAGUUAACAGGUUUUCUAGCCUCAGAACUGUGGAACAAAUAGCAUUGUCUUUGUGUUUUGUGUUUCCGGCUGCAUAAACUUCCUGUUGUGGCUGCAUUUACUGAUAGGUUGUUUUAAUUAAGCCACGUUUCAUGGCUCAGAAGUGUAGCUGUUUUCAAUCACUGGUUGGAAAACUUCCUAGCUGGAAAAGCCCUAUUAUUAUCAAUACAGCUGAGGGUGCAGAGCAUUCCCCUCACCCGUGUACAGCACUCCAGGUACUCCAGUAAGUUUGUCAAAUCUGCCAACAGCCUCCGGCGCUAUG